Molecule: messenger RNA, 681 nt
Organism: Pleurotus ostreatus (oyster mushroom)
Lineage: Eukaryota; Fungi; Basidiomycota; Agaricomycetes; Agaricales; Pleurotaceae
Gene: CBC2
Product: nuclear cap binding complex subunit
Exons: 5
Coding region: 1-681 (226 amino acids)
Biological process (GO): mRNA cis splicing, via spliceosome
Cellular component (GO): nuclear cap binding complex
Molecular function (GO): RNA cap binding
Source: RefSeq, a predicted model, not a curated record
AUGGCCCAUAUCGUAACACCGUUGGACCAGCCGUCGAACUACAAGGACUCGCAGUCAAAGGUGGACCGGCAAAAGCAUACUGACCUUCUCGCAAAAUCGACCACCCUAUAUAUUGGUAACUUGAGUUUCUACACAACAGAAGAACAGAUUUACGAGAUAUUCUCGAAAUGUGCUAGCUCGGAGGAUGGAGGGGGAAUCAAGCGGAUAAUUAUGGGGCUUGACCGGAAUACGAGGACACCCUGCGGGUUUUGCUUUGUUGAGUACUACACCCAUGCAGAGGCCCUGGCCAGUAUGCGAUACGUCAGCGGAACGAAACUGGACGAGCGGAUAAUUCGUUGCGACUUGGAUUUGGGUUAUAAGGAGGGCCGACAAUUUGGACGCGGUAAAAGUGGUGGUCAGGUUCGCGACGAACACAGACAAGAUUACGACCCAGGCCGCGGCGGCUGGGGCGCCCAAGCUCAACGACUGGAAAUGGAGAGACGAAGAGAAGUGGAAGAGAGAUACGCGGACGCCCAGGAUGGGGUUGGUGCGGUGGCUGGUGGUGGAGAUGACUGGAAGGACAACAGCGGCAGCGGUGUUACCGACAGCAAGAAACGAGCGAGGUCUCCAGACGAUGACGGAGAAGGUCGAAUGGGCCAGCGCGCGCGUAUCGACGAGGAUAUUGAAGCCGAGCGGAUGUAG